GUGUGAUAUAGAUUGUUAAAAAAACAAUGGGCGUCGGCAAAAUACCCGAGUUUGACGUGAAAGCUGGAAAUUGGACUAUGUACUGUGAGAGGUUAGAAAUGUAUUUUCUCGCGAACGAUAUUAAGGAUCAAGUGAAGUUGCCGACACUAAUCGCUGUAAUGGGAGAAGAUGCCUAUCAAUUGUUAUCUACGCUAGCAAGCCCCAACCAACCUUCGUCUUUGACCUUCACUAACGCGGUGACUCUGCUAAAAAAUCACUUGCAACCGAAGCCCUCCAUCUUGGCCGAACGCUACAGAUUUCGACAGCGGCGCCAGGCAGAGGGAGAGAGUGUAGCUGAGUACGUGGCAGAACUGAAGAAGUUAGCAAAAACAUGCGAUUUUGGUACCAAUUUAGAAGAUAAUCUUCGCGACCAACUUGUUUGCGGCAUUGUCAGUGAGUCGACGCGGCAAAGAUUGUUUGCAGAGGACGGCAUCGGCUACUCGAGGGCAGUCAGCUUGGCUACGACACUGGAGGCGGCAGAAAAGAAUGCAGUCGCCGUAGAUCGUGACGCUAAGAUUAUCACGGGUGUACAUAAACUUGAAGCGAACCAUAAAUGUAUGGCGUGCGGUGAGAUUGGGCAUAAAACGGAAAGCUGUAAAUAUAAAAACUUUGAGUGUAGUUUGUGCAAAAACUUAGGCCACUUAAGGAGGAUGUGCCCUGAGAAAAAUGCAAGAUUCGGAGUGACGGAAACGGCGGGCAGCCAGUCACAAUCACGCGGCGACGGCGUGACCUAUAACGGUAGCGGAGCACGCGGUAACCGAUCAGCUGGGAGAGGCGGCAGCGGGCGCGGGCGCGGGCGCGGAGGGCGCUCGGGCCGCCGAGGCACGAACAACUAUUGGGUGCACGCGCACCGGGCAUCAGCUGACGCGGCGAGCGAUAACGGCGGAUAUACGUCGGCGCUAGACUAUAGUUGUGAUUCGGAUGAUAACAACGAACCUAUGUACCAAAUGUCGUUAAGCAAAUAUAAACCGGUAUGUAUCUCAAUGUUUGUUGAAAAUCAGUUGCUAAAUAUGGAAAUUGACACCGGAGCUGCCUUAGCUUGUAUCUCGCUAGAUACUUAUUAUAAACGUUUCAGAGAUUUACCGAUACGGCCAUGUCGUUUAAAUUUAACGCUAUACAAUAAAACUGUGAUUCAACCGGAGGGUUAUGUGCGAGUUGAAGUUAGGUACAAAGGAAUAAGGAAAAUAUUAGAUUUGUAUGUGAUAGACCAGGGUAUCACUACUCUUUUAGGUCGACAAUGGCUUUGUGAGUUAGGUAUAGAUAUUCCUGCUUCUAAGAUUUGUAAUAUAGACACAGAAAAAGUAAAUAAAUCUAAUAAUCUUAAUGAAAUCCUUUCCAGGCAUGAGUCAUUGUUUGACGGCACCUUGGGGCGGUACACGGGCGGCACGGUGCGGCUGCAUGUACGCCCGGGCUCGGGCCCGGUGUUCUGCCGCGCCCGGCCGGUACCGUUCGCGCUGCGGCCGCGAGUUGACGCCGAGCUUGACGCCAUGCUGGAGGCGGGCGUCAUCCGGCCCGUCAGCCGCUCCGACUGGGCCACUCCUCUGGUGAUUGCUCGUAAGGCGGACGGCGGAAUACGACUGUGUGCGGACUAUAAGGUGACCCUUAAUCCUAACUUAUUGGUCGAUAGGUACCCGGUUCCCAAGGUCGAUGACCUUUUUAGCACGCUAAGCGGAUACAAGUAUUUUACUAAAUUAGACUUGUCACAAGCUUAUAAUCAACUAGUCCUAGAUGAGGCGUCCACGGAGUACACGGUAAUAAAUACACAUAGGGGCCUAUUCAAAUACGCUCGUUUAGUUUAUGGGCUGGCUUCUAGCCCAGGAAUCUUUCAAAAGUUUAUGGAAGAUCUAUUUAAAGGGGUACCGGAUGUAAUCAUUUUUUAUGAUGAUAUCCUAAUUAAAAGUAAAGACAUCGGUAGUCACCUUCAUACGAUCGAGCAGGUGCUAAGUAUAUUAGAGUCAAAUGGGUUAAAAAUUAAAAAAAGUAAAUGUGACUUUUUGACUAAGGAAGUUCAGUACUUAGGUUUUGUUCUUGAUAAGGAAGGUUUAAGGGUAAACCCGGAUAAAAUUAAACCCAUCAUCGACAUGCCCCCACCCCAAAAUAACCAUCAAUUAAAAUCUUUGUUAGGUAUGAUCAAUUUUUACGGAAAGUUUGUAAAAAACUUAGCAUCCCGUUUAACACCACUGUAUAGCUUAUUAAAAAAAGGCAAACAUUAUCAUUGGGGGAAGGAUCAGAAUGAGGCAUUCCUUCAGGUAAAAAAAGAUCUUUGUGGAGCGGAGGUAUUGGUUCAUUUUGACAUGUCACGGGUUAGUGUGGUAACUUGUGACGCGUCAUCACGUGGCCUUGGGGCAGUUUUGGCCCAACGCGCUCCCGAUGGCACCGAGCGCGCCGUCGCCUACGCGUCACGCGCACUUACCCCCGCGGAAAUGCAUUACAGUCAAAUUCACAAGGAGGCUUUAGCCAUAGUUUUUGCCACAGAUAAGUUCCAUCAGUAUUUAUUUGGUAGAAAAUUCAUUCUUCGCACGGAUCAUAAACCUCUAGUGAGCAUUUUUGGACCAAAUGUUGGUAUACCGAUUACGGCAGCUAGUCGGCUUCAGAGGUGGGCGAUUAAGUUAUCAGCUUAUGACUUUAACAUAGAAUAUGUAAAUACUGAUAAAAAUACCGCGGAUGCCCUAUCGCGUUUAAUUAAUUCUCACAAGGAUGAAUCAAUCGCCUCUGAAGAAGUUUUGCCUGAGCAGACGUACUUACAUUUUGCAUCUGAAGCCCUUUUAUUAGACUAUAAGGUACUAAAAAGGGAAACAGCUUCAGACCCGAUUCUCAGCAGAGUUUUGAGUUACAUCGUGGAUGGGUGGCCUACUGACGUAGAUAUAAAAGAACUUAAGCCAUAUUUUAAUAGACGGAAAGAGAUAUAUAUAGAACUAGGUUGUGUCAUGUGGGGACACAGAGUAGUUAUCCCGAUAUCUUGUCAAUCCAAGGUAAUGAAAGAGCUGCACGACACACAUAUGGGGGUUGUCAAAACAAAGGCGUUGGCACGGAGCUAUGUGUGGUGGCCGGGAGUGGACGAGGCCGUGGAGGCGGCUUGCAGCGGCUGCGAGGUGUGCGCCAGCGUGGCAAGCGCGCCGCCCGGCCACGCACCGAGUCCCUGGCCAUGGCCCAAUCGCCCAUGGGCAAGAUUACAUUGUGAUUUUUUAGGACCCAUAUUAGGGAACACUUAUUUAAUUGUGGUAGAUGCCGGUUCUAAGUGGAUUGAGGCAAUUCGUAUGAAAACUACUAACGCAGGGGCAGUAAUUUCAGAGUUAAGGCCAAUGUGGGCGAGAUUUGGCCUACCAAAACAAGUAGUUACAGAUAAUGGCCCUCCUUUUACUAGUGCGGAAUUUGAGUCUUUUUUGGCAAGAAAUAAAAUUGAUCAUUUAUUUUCAGCGCCUUACCACCCGGCGUCCAACGGUGCCGCAGAAAAUAGUGUUAAAAUUUGCAAACGGGUAAUUCAAAAAGCUAUUAAACAAAAAAUAGAUAUAGAUACGGCUUUAAACAGGUUUUUAUUAUCAUAUAGAAAUACCGAGCAUUACACUACAGGUGAAAGUCCGGCCAGAAUUUUACAGGGAAGAAAUUUACGUAUGCGCUUAGAUAAUUUUAAACCAGAUCGUUUAGACCGUGUAAACAAACGUCAAGAGCAGGACAACGCGGUACGAGGGGUGCGCGGGCGCGAAUUCGCACGCGGCGACGAAGUGUGGUGCCGCGACUACCGCUCCUCCGAUCGCUGGGUCCCGGGAAAGGUCUCAGACAUUCUAGGUAAUACAGACUAUAAGGUAUUGUGUGAUAAGGGAACCGAGGUACAUAGGCACAUCGACCAAAUAAGGCGCAGGGUCCCAAGAGUAACUGAGGAAGUACGUACACAGCCUAGAUCAUCCGUCCAUCGUAGAAAUAGCUCCUUAAUUGUUCCGCAAGUAGAUGGAUGCGAGCCGGAACCAGAGGAACGACCAGCCGAGCCGAUUAGAGCUAGCGCGAGCCAGGGUAGUGCGACUAAAGACGCUUCCCCGCAGGCUGCCGCCGUGGACCAGCCCCAGGUUGCAACCGAUAAGGUUGAUAAUAUGUGUCCACCUAAAAGGGUACCUAAACCUCCUAUACGUUUCGGAUUUGAGGAAUAUUUUUAGAAUUAAGUAUCACCUACCUUCUGUUCUGUAUGAUUGUG
Molecule: messenger RNA, 4225 nt
Organism: Cydia splendana
Lineage: Eukaryota; Metazoa; Arthropoda; Insecta; Lepidoptera; Tortricidae
Exons: 2
Coding region: 27-4187 (1386 amino acids)
Biological process (GO): DNA integration
Molecular function (GO): nucleic acid binding; zinc ion binding
Source: RefSeq, a predicted model, not a curated record